Gekko japonicus is the source of this 2825-nucleotide messenger RNA. It is a transcript of the gene WARS1, whose product is annotated as tryptophanyl-tRNA synthetase. Gene Ontology annotation, biological process: tryptophanyl-tRNA aminoacylation. The transcript is spliced from 11 exons. The coding region runs from base 239 to 1660 and encodes 473 amino acids. Gene Ontology annotation, molecular function: ATP binding; tryptophan-tRNA ligase activity. The record is from RefSeq and is a predicted model, not a curated record. Gene Ontology annotation, cellular component: cytoplasm. Lineage: Eukaryota; Metazoa; Chordata; Lepidosauria; Squamata; Gekkonidae.
CGAUUCUCUUUUUCAUUGGUUCCGGGGAGGGAACAUGUUUCCUAGUCGGAUGAAGAAGAGCGACGCGCCGGCUUGCGCAGCUGAUGCAAUUGGGUCCUUGCCGGCCUGACAGGCGACGAGGGAAGCGGCCGGUCCUGUGGGCAGAACUGACCCGAUAUUUUGGAAAUUCCUAGACAGAGUUGCAGCAGGCACUGUAAAUUGUAAAUAAUAAUAGUAAAGAUCUUCUACACUCCUAAAAAUGGCGGACAUUCAGAACAGUAGCUUUUGCUCUUGUAAUCCACUUGAACUGUUUGAACAAGUAACCGCACAAGGAGAAAAAGUCAGAUCGCUAAAAGCGGAGAAAGCACCAAAGGAUGAAAUCGAGGCAGCGGUUAAGUUAUUAUUGUCAUUAAAGCUGAGCUAUAAAACAUCUACCGGCCAGGAAUACAAAGCUGGUUCCCCUCCAACAGAUUUCACUCCAGUCAGUAACGGUCCAGGAGAUGCUCAAGAUGAAGAUUUUGUAGACCCAUGGACAGUACAGACAUCCAACGCCAAAGGGGUAGAUUACGAUAAACUUAUUGUUCGGUUUGGCAGCAGCAAAAUCGAUAAAGAUCUGAUCAAUCGAAUAGAGAGAGUUACGGGACAGAAACCACAUCAUUUCCUACGCAGGGGCAUCUUCUUUUCUCAUCGAGAUAUGCACCAAAUCCUUGAUGCAUAUGAGAACAAGAAGCCCUUUUACCUCUACACGGGCAGAGGUCCUUCGUCCGAGGCACUGCAUGUCGGCCACCUCAUCCCAUUUAUUUUUACAAAGUGGCUACAGGAAGUAUUUAAUGUUCCUUUAGUCAUACAAUUGACUGAUGAUGAGAAAUACCUCUGGAAAGAUCUAACCAUUGAGAAGGCAUACCAGUAUACGAUAGAAAACGUCAAGGAUAUUAUAGCCUGUGGAUUUGACGUCAACAAAACCUUUAUCUUUUCUGAUCUGGACUAUUUGGGAUCAAGUCCAGAAUUCUACAAGAACAUCAUAAAAGUUCAAAAGCAUGUUACGUUCAACCAAGUCAAAGGAAUCUUUGGCUUUACAGACAGCGACUGCAUCGGAAAGAUCAGUUUUCCUGCUAUUCAAGCUGCUCCGUCCUUCUGUACAUCGUUUCCUCAGAUCUUCAACAAUAGGAAGGAUGUUCAGUGUUUGAUCCCGUGUGCCAUUGAUCAGGAUCCCUAUUUUAGAAUGACAAGAGACGUGGCCCCGCGGAUCGGCUACGCCAAGCCGGCGUUAAUGCAUUCCGUCUUCUUCCCAGCCUUGCAAGGGGCGCAGACGAAAAUGAGCGCCAGUGACCCCAACUCGUCCAUCUUUCUCACCGACACACCCAAACAAAUAAAAACAAAGAUCAACAAGCAUGCCUUCUCUGGUGGGAAAGACACUGUCGAAGAGCACCGGAAGUACGGGGGCAAUUGCGAUGUGGAUGUCUCUUACAUGUACCUCACGUUCUUCCUUGAAGAUGAUGACAAGCUAGAGCAGAUCAAACAGGCCUAUACAAGCGGAGCCCUCUUAACAGGAGAGCUGAAGAAGGCACUGAUUGAAACACUGCAGCCCUUGAUCGCGACUCACCAGCAAAGGCGAAAGCAAGUCACGAGUGAAAUGGUGAAGGAAUUCAUGACUCCAAGGAAGCUGGCUUUCGACUACUAAUUCCAGACCACGCAUGUUAAUUUGUCCAUACCUGUAGCACAGUGGAUCAAUGUUAUCGUAGCGUUUUUGUUGUUACGUUGCCUCUCCCUAAUUUAUAUAUGGGCACCAGUUGGCGUUGCUUCUUAAGGCAGUUAAACCUUCAAAGUUCGUCCUCGUUCAUCAGUAGCAACUGUAUGAGAAAAUGUUAAGAUGCUCUCUGUACGGUUCAGAAGAGACUGGCAUUGGGUGAAGACUUCAUGUAUAUAUAUUUUUAUUUUACCAUUUAAAGGGAUACAAAAUGAAAAGAUUUGAUUGGGCUGUAAUGCUGGCUAACAGCAUAACCUGAUGAACUCGUCUUGUGGACUUUGGUGCCUAAAAUGCUAAAAUCACAUUAAUAAAAGAAAAUCAUGUUAACAUCAGAGUCUACUAUCUUGGGAGCUUUUAAGCAUAUUUUCAUUGCGGGUAGGAGUUUUUGUUUCAAAGAUGGCUUUGUCCUGAAUGCUGCCUUCUCUUCAAGGAGUUUAAGUGCAAAGGGAUUUGACUCUGGUACUGUGUCUUCUCAAAAGUUAAUUCUUUUGAUCAGCCAGUGAAUUUCACAAGCUCACUCUAAAGUGUACAAAUAUUCCUGCAGUGUGUUUUUUUAAUAAAAAGCAUAAAUUGGUUUAUGGAUAUUACUGUGAACGAUGCCUGCUUGGCAUUUAUGCUGACAUGUACAUUUUACUCAUUCAGGGAGACUUCAGAAAAUAUGUGCUGUACAGUUCAACCCUAUAAAGAGGGGAAAGAUAAUAAUAGCAAUUAUUUCUUAGGGGUUGGGUGGAGUACAGGGGUAUUAUCCCAGCAGAGGUGUUGUGCAAAGGUUGACAAUGCCCAUCCGAUAACUGAGAACUAAAAAUGGUCAGGCUAUGCUGUGUUGUUAGUGAUUUGUCUCUUGGCAAAGGAUGUACUUUUCUUUCUCUUACUGUGUCAUAUUGUUCCAAUUAGGAGCAUUAUCUCUCUGAGUGUCUCUCUCUCUCUCUCUUUGGUGUCCUGAUAACCUUUCUGCAAGAAAUACUCUGCAGAAUACAGCCCUCCCAUGGCCAUGACAUAUUCCCCGUGCAGUAAGUUAUCUGCUUCGCUAGACAAAUUGAAAUAAAGCUCCCUGUUUUUCAUUCUGUUUUUGUGUCAUAAGGACUAGACAUAGACUGGA